AUGGUCACACCAGCGGACCGCUAACUUACGAUCCAAAGGGCGGUAGUGGCAAAAGUCUUUAGGAGGCGGUGUCACCUCAACUGAGCAGAUUCUUCCCAGCUUCUCUCAUUCCCGUCACGAUGAGGAAGAUACUGGUUCUACUGUGUGUGAUCGGGUUGGCCCUAGCAGGGCCAAUUCCGGAGGCUCGUGAAGACAACGGAAGUGGGUACGAGACUCCGGAAACGGUUUAUCCGGACGAGGAGGAAAAACCAGAAAAUGACGGAUAUGACGUCACUCAGCCCGAGAAAUCGGACACGGAAUCGGAUUGGCCAUUCGAAGACCCCUGGACAUUCGAUACGGACUGGGAAAUUCCGGGAUGGGACGAGGUGGAUCCCUACGAUCCGGAUCAACCGGAUUCUGAGAGGCCAAUAUCCAACUAUCCGGAAGAGGCGGGACCAGAGGAAAAAGAUCUGUCCUACCCGGAACAGGCCGAGGUUCAAGAACGAGAUCCGGAUCCCUACUAUCCAGAUCCGGAAGAGUCCAACCGCGAGGAUCCCGGCUUCUACUAUCCGGAACAGCCGGAUCAAGAGGAGCCAGAACCGGAGUAUCCGGAACGAGAAGGAUACAAAGAGGAUCACGGUGGAAACCAGGCAGCAGAACAGCAGCAACCACGACAGGAAGGCGCUGAAACCAUGCCAGUGGAGGAAGCCGCACAGUACAGACAGCCGGCUCAGGACAUCGUGGCAGGCGGCUCACGUCCAGGUCAGAGGUCAAGGCUGCCUCCCGACCUACCCGCCGCCCAUCCCGCUACCUACCACCCCAGCCAACCCGCUCCCGACCCCGGCAGCGACGACUACCCUGACUACACCGACACCGAUGUACUUGUGUAUUACACGUACCAUAGCGUCGACACCUCACGCCUACAUCCUUACCAGAACGUACCACAACAUUACAACAACGCGGCCUAUGCGCGCGCGGGGUAUAGUCCGUACGACCCCCGUAACUACUGGAUACAACAUACCGACGGCUCGUAUAGUGUCAACCCGUACUAUCACGACUAUAGUGAUGAUAGACCUUCUUACUUGUAGUAAUCAUGACUUUUAUCAACAUGAUGGUUCGCUAAAGAGCUCGUAUAAUGGGCACGCACUGUCGUCACUAUACUCGCGACUAUAGUGAUGGGCAAUAGGCUAUAUGGACUAUAGGCUCGUAUAGUGUCAACCCGUACUAUCACGAUUAUAGUGAUGACAGGCCUCCUUACUUGUAGGAAUCAUGACUUUUAUAAACAUGAUGGUUGCUUAAGUGUUCGAAUAGUGUCAACCCGUAAUAUCACGACUAUAUUAGUGAUGACAGGCCUCCUUACUACUUGUAGAAGUCAUGGCUUUUAUGAACAAAUGUUCGCUUAAAUAGUUAAUUUGUUGGUAUAUAUUAUAUUACGCCUAGUACUAUGUUCAAUAGUGGCUGCAUGAAGGAGGCCAUAUGUGUGUGCACGUAGUAUCUUCAUUACUUGAGUAACGUUAAUUGCUUCGCUUUACUUUGGUCUAAAGUAAGGUCAUUUGCUGUGCAAAA
Messenger RNA from Branchiostoma belcheri (Belcher's lancelet), 1545 nucleotides. Its product is annotated as cytochrome c1-like. Lineage: Eukaryota; Metazoa; Chordata; Leptocardii; Amphioxiformes; Branchiostomatidae. The record is from RefSeq and is a predicted model, not a curated record. The transcript has 6 exons. The coding region runs from base 120 to 1067 and encodes 315 amino acids.